Molecule: messenger RNA, 1044 nt
Organism: Mya arenaria
Lineage: Eukaryota; Metazoa; Mollusca; Bivalvia; Myida; Myidae
Product: furin-like protease kpc-1
Exons: 9
Coding region: 1-1044 (347 amino acids)
Biological process (GO): protein processing
Cellular component (GO): trans-Golgi network; Golgi membrane
Molecular function (GO): serine-type endopeptidase activity
Source: RefSeq, a predicted model, not a curated record
AUGUUGGUGCUACUGCAGGUGACGAAUAUGACAGCCCAGGCACACACAUUUUGCCAGUGUCCCCCCUACUUUGAUCUGGCACAAGAGGUCGAUCGAUCGUGGGCAGAAGGCUAUACCGGAAGACAUGUCGUAAUUGCUGUAACAGACGUUGGUGUGGACAUAGAUAGUCCUAAUCUCCGUCCAAAUAUUGCAUCCCAUUUGUCUUUCAACUUUGUUGAUAAUAACACGAACCUGAGACCUGAAAUAUUUCCUGAUUAUCCGGAAAGUUUACAUCUGACAAAUCAUGGAACUGCCUGUUCAGGUCUAAUUGCUGGUAUAAAAGAAAACGACAAUUGCAGUUUAUGCGGCGCCGGAGUGGCAUUCAAUUCAAAAGUGGCAGCUUUGAAAAUAGGUCAAGUCAAGAAGUUUCAUUGGGAAUAUAAUCCCGAGAUAUCACGUGGCCUGUAUUCUGCAGCACUAGGUUACAAAAACCAACAGAUUCACAUAUACUCAAACAGUUGGACCUUCGAUGAACCUUUUAAAACGUUGGAUCCAUUUACCGAAAGUGCUUUUGCAGAUGGUUUGGAAAAGGGUCGGCAAGGGCUUGGUUCUAUUUUCGUUUUUCCAUCCGGUCCCCAUGGAAACGGAUUUACAAACAAUAUUUACACGAUUGGAGUAGCUAGUUUUGGAAUAAAUGGAACCGUGCCUGGAAAAAGAUAUCUGACAGUGGCCCAUACUAACCGUGGAUCAGCCUCAAGAAAGUGUGACAACAAAUUUGGAGGAUCCUCUGCAGCAACUGCUGUGGUGUCUGGAAUGAUUGCAUUAGCUUUAGAGGCGAACCCUUCACUUUCUUUGCGUGAUAUAAAGCAUCUGCUCGUGGAGUCAGCUGGCUACAUCGGACUAGCGGCGACAUCCAAUUUUACAAAGAACUGUGCGGGAAAACACUUUCAUAAGGUGUUUGGAUUCGGUUAUGUACAAGUAAAGGAAAUGGUUCAUCAUGCUAAGCACUGGAAUUUAAAUCGACCACUUUUGGAUUUGACUUUUGUUUGGUUUGGUUUCCAGUGA